AUGGCCCAGAAGCCGCCCCCGCCGUCUCCGCCGCCGCCGUCUCUGCCGCCGUCCGCCGGAGCAAGCGUCGCGCUGCCCCCUCCGCCGCCGGCCGCGCCGCGGGCGCCGCCGUCCACCGGUCCCGGGCACCGCGGGCGCCCGCGGCCGCAGCGGGGUGCCGUCCGUGGCCGCUUCCGCCCCCGCGACGCGUCCGGGUCCGCCCGCUGCUGCUGCCGUUGCCGUUGGUCGGGCCGGGGCUGCUGCGGGCGCUCCAGCGCCGCCGAGGUGCUCCUCCCCACGGGGGUGGACUGCUCCUCCGCUCCGAUUCCCGCUCCUCCGACCUCUGCCGCCUCGGCCGCUCGCCGCUCCUCCGCGGCUCCGUCCGCCCGGCGCUGCCCUGCUGGGAGAAGGCGGCGUGAGAUGGGGUCCGGCGCGGCCGGCCCGCGGCGGCGCGGCCCUCGCAAGGGCGGCGCCAGCCCGGCCGGCUCCACGCCGGAGGCGACCGCCUCCCAGGGCUGCCGGAGCAGGUCCGGCCAGUCCAGCAGCCCCGCCAGCGCCGCCCACACCGCCCGCGCCACGCAGCACUCCCCCACGAAGUGCGCGACCGAGCCCUCCAGCGCGACCCCCCGGGCGAGCGCGUCCCGCCGGCAGAGUGCCCGCGGGCACAGCCGCGCUCCGCCCGUCAGCCAGGGCCGCACCGCCGCCGGCAGCUCGGCCGGCACUCCGUGGAAGAAGCGCCAGCGCACCUCCCAGAGCGCGUAG
Messenger RNA from Candoia aspera, 741 nucleotides. RefSeq lists its product as uncharacterized. The transcript has a single exon. The coding region runs from base 1 to 741 and encodes 246 amino acids. NCBI's taxonomy places the organism in Eukaryota, Metazoa, Chordata, Lepidosauria, Squamata, Candoiidae. The record is from RefSeq and is a predicted model, not a curated record.